AUGGUUCAAGAACAAGCCCGGUUAAAAAACCACCCCAAUGUUUUGGCGAGCACGCAACCAAACAAUCAGAAACAGAGAACUCAAGAGAAUAGACCACGCCUUCCCCAUACACCUAAAAUGGAGUUAGAAGCAAACAGGAGAGUCUUCAAGUCAAACAUGGAGAACGGAAACGCGCCAAGAGGGGAGGCUGAAGAGGAGAAGUAUUGUUACUUUCACCAGCGGAAAGGACACCUUCUAAACGAGUGCAAAGCCUUCGAAAAAGAAGGCCUGGAAGCCAAGGACGAGUUCAUUCGCCAAGUAGGACUAUGCUUCCGCUGUCUGUCGCAAGGACACAGAUCAACCGAAUGUUCUGCAGCAAUGAAGUGUGCUAAGUGUGGAGACUGCCGCCACGCCACCGUCCUUUACAAGGAGAAGCCUAAAGCUACAAGAAGAGAACACGGCGAUGAGCUCCAGACAGCCUGCACAGCCGUUUGUCGCGACCCUCACAGCGUCGGCUUUUCUUGUAGCAAGAUCGUUGUAGUCGACGUUUUCAACGAGAAUCUAGCACAAGAGCCGUAUCGAGUUUACGCAGUUCUAGACGACCAGAGCAAGGCCUCCAUGAUAAGUCCAAACCUAGUGGACAAAUUGGGCGCAACCGGACCUAGCCUAAAGUAUUUACUGUCGACGUGCAGUGGCGACAAGGAAGAGAGAGGUCUGGGAGAAGAGUUUCCGGCGUUGUCCUACGUUCUAUGGCAGGACAAGGGAGAGAUUAUCACACCGGAAAUGGCUACACAAUUUCCAUACCUUAAAGAGAUCGCUGAAGAGAUCCCGGCUUACGACCAAAAAGCGAAGGUUGAAAUUCUCAUUGGCAGGGACGCGCCUGAGCUACUGAAGAUCAGGGAGAGCAGGAAUGGUUCCAAAGGAGCCCCAUGGGCACAACGACUUGACUUAGGGGGGACAGUAUCUGACCAAAUGUGUCUAGAUAGAGUGGGCGGUCCUGUUCACAUUUCCGCGCGUCGCACAGCAGUCGAAUAUCCAGACCCAAAGCUCAGUUUUUCCUGGAGCAGCGAAGAUAUACGCUGCAAGUCUGCGAAGCACGAAAUCGUACCAUGUCCUGACCAAUACAAGAUCAGAGAAAGAUACGCGGAAAAAGGAGAAACUGGAGCCGAUCUCUUCCGUACAUCACCAGACGACAAUAUGGUGAGCUUGUCUGGAGAAGACAGGCGCUUUCUGGAUAUCGUGGAGCCUCCGUGGACGAGAAUACAGAAAAACCAGUGUGGAAACUGGCAGAUGUCUCUACCCCUUCGUCGCCUCAACAUCGCGAUACCUGACUAUCGAUCUUUAGCUGUCAACCGUCUCAAUGGCCUGCUGCGCACCUUGAAGAAGAAACCCAAACUGAAGGAAGAUUACUUUCCAGUUUGUGGCCAAGGUUUUGAGCGCGGUCAUGCAGUUCCUCUCCCUCGAGAGGAGUUGUCGGUAACAACCUGUCUGAGGAGGAACGAACCUAACAAACACGGCCCACAAGACCAGGAGCAGACGGCACCUAUCAGAAGUGGAGAUCAAGAGAACGUUGCCGCGAUGUGCGACAUUGAGCAAAUGUUUCAUUCGCUCCACAUGUCACCAGAGCACCAGAACUUUCUUCGAUUCCUUUGGUUCAAAGACAACGAUCCUUCGAAAGAAGUUAUCGAGUACAAGAUGACCGUUCACCUGUUCGGCAAUGGACCUAGUCCCGCCAUUGCCACCUUUGGUUUAAGGAAGAUGGCAGAUGACGGCGAGGAGAAGUAUGGCAAGGCAACGAGAGAUUUCGUUUACUGA
Molecule: messenger RNA, 1794 nt
Organism: Stylophora pistillata
Lineage: Eukaryota; Metazoa; Cnidaria; Anthozoa; Scleractinia; Pocilloporidae
Source: RefSeq, a predicted model, not a curated record